AUUCAAUUCCAAUUCAAUCUCGGAUCAUCGGAUCGGAUGAUCAAAUUGUUCUGUCUUAAACUUGCGUGUUUUCCAAGAUUUCUUUACGGUUUCAUUGUGAUCUAUAUAUCGGAGAUUACCGUCGACAAGGAUUGUUCUAACUCUAAAAUAUUUAAAUUUAUUGAUUUUUUGAGUGUCUAGUGUUUCGUGUAAACGUUUUCGAGAGAUUACAUAUUUACAUCAUUUAUUUCAAAUGUUUCGUUUGGGUGUUGAAGCAGUGUAUUAAAAAGCGAGUUCAAACUGAUCUCUAAUAUUUAUUAAACAAGAUGCUUAAUUCAUUAUUUCGGUUCCUCGGCGCUGAGGAGGCCCCGAACAAAGUCUUAGAAGUGCGUUCAGAUAGCUACAUUUCUCGGCCAAUAAGAUACAGAGAAGAUGCUAUGAUUUUGUAUGCUCCAAAGAUACCAUCCGACAACAAGAAUCCUAAAGACAAAUAUUAUGAGAUAAUAUUGCAGAAACCUUUUACAGAGACCCUGCAUCAGAUGUACAGUUUAUUCAGAUCAGAAAGUAUAGAAACAACAGAGGAAAAAUUUAUAGCUUUCAAAGAGAAAAUACCGUUAUUCAUCAAAGUAACUAAAGAGUGUACAAUACCAACACUACAGAAACUCUGCGACACGCUAUCAGAACACCAGUCGUGGACAAUAGCCCAUAUAGUUGCCCAUUUCGGCCUUUACGAGCUGUUCAACGAUCCGGAUGUACAGAAACACAUAGAUGAUCAAGACGCCUUCACAGGAGUCACGCCGAUUAUGGUGGCCGUCCAAACGUGCAAUGUGCGGAUGGUGCAGAGUCUUAUAUCACUGAAAUGCUCAUUGAGCAUUCUGGACCACGACGGAAACACGGUAUUCCACUAUGCCGCCGCUAGUAACAAGGAAAUUAUUAAUAUGCUGGCCAGUAGUGACCCGUCGUGUCUCAACGUGUACAACAAGCAAGGCUACACCCCGCUACACACAGCAUGUCUCGCCGACGCUCCGGAUUGUGUUAGAGCACUAUUGCUGGCAGGCGCGGACGUUAACUUGGCGGCGUCUAAACGGACCACCAGUGCUUUGCCAGGGAUAGUGGGAGACUUGCUGAAAGACAACCAGCCGAAGCUCCACCAGCAGGACAUGAAGCACGGCGGCACCCCGCUGCACUGGGCCGUGUCCAGGGAGGUGAUUGAAGCGCUGGUGGACAAGAACUGCGACAUCAACGCGGCCAACUUCGACGAGAGGACGGCGCUGCACAUCAUGGUUCUAAGAGGGCGCCUCGAAUGCGCAGUCGCGUUACUAUCCCAAGGGGCGGAGCAUUCAUUAGGCGACAAGGACGGCAAUACACCCUUACAUUUGGCGGUGAAACAGACGAACAUAGCAAUAGUCCAGGCUUUAAUAGUGUUCGGAGCGAAGUUAGAAGCGAAAAACAAUGAAGGAAACACGCCUAGGCAUUGUGUGCCGGCAGAAUUGUCGAGCAGUAACUAUGACAAGAUAUUGUAUGUUUUACACGCAGUUGGCGCUAAGAGAUGCCCAACAGAUAUGUCUGGGUGCCGGGCGGGGUGCUCCACCCGCGGGGAGUACAACGGGGUGCCGCCGCCGCCCGUGGCCCGCGCGGCCGCCAGGAAGGCCGUCAGCGAUAUGUUGUCUGUGGCCGGCGUCAUGCGGGCGGCCAGCGACGGCGAGGAGAGGAAGGCCAGACUUCUCUGCCUUGACGGAGGCGGUAUAAGAGGCCUAAUUCUUAUCCAAACUCUGAUAAACCUUGAAGAAGCGGUCGGCAGACCUAUCAUACAAUGUUUCGACUGGGUAGCGGGCACCAGUACGGGAGGGAUCAUAGCGUUAGCUUUAUCCUGCGGGAAGACACUAAGGGAAUGCCAAAGAUUGUACUUCAGUAUGAAAGAACACGCCUUUGUUGGCAUGAGGCCGUACCCUUCGGAGGCUCUGGAGAAUAUGCUUAAAGAGAAUUUAGGCACAGAAACAGUAAUGUCGGACAUCAAACAGCCAAAGUUAUGUGUGUUGGCGGUACUAGCGGACCGGAAACCUGUAGAUCUUCACGUGUUUAGAAACUACCAGUCUGCGCAGGAGAUUCUAGAUCAGCACAAUGGGACGUUGAGCCCGCGAACGGAGGCGGCGGACCAGGUGUCGGUGGUGUCGCUGCCGCCGCCGCCGCCGCCGCGCGAGCAGCUGGUGUGGCAGGCCGCGCGCGCCAGCGGCGCCGCGCCCUCCUACUUCCGCGCGUCCGGCAGAUACUUAGACGGUGGUCUAAUGGGCAAUAACCCGACAUUGGACGCGCUAACGGAACUCGCAGAAGUACAUUUGGCGUUGACGGCCACGGGACAACACGAGGAAGCGAAAAAAGCCAAUUUGAAAGUGGUCGUCUCUUGUGGUACAGGUGUAAUACCAGUGACGAAAAUAAAAGAUUUCGACGUGUUCAAGCCGGAGAGUUUGUGGGACACCGCGCGGCUGGCGUGGGGACUGUCUGCCAUCGGCGGCCUGCUAGUGGACCAGGCGACCCAAUCUGACGGCCGAGUAGUGGAACGCGCCCGCGCAUGGUGUAGCUCCACCGGCGUCCACUACUUCCGGUUCUCGCCACAGAUCUCGAAAGAUGUCGCGAUGGACGAGAGAUCGGACGAGAAGCUCGUGGUGAUGCUGUGGGAGGCGCACUCCUUCAUGUGGGAGAGACGGGACGAGGUCAAGGAGCUGGUCUCCUUGUUGAUAUCAGAUAAAUAGAUCAUAAAACAACUAGUCUAAUUACCCGGUGGUAAGUAUUUAUUCAAUCGAAGCAAAGCAAAAAUAUUCUUUGUCGACUCGCAAAGAAUAAACAGUAAGCUAUGACGCUUUAAAUUUAGAUCAAUAAGCAAGUUAAACAGUUACAUUAACUGAGUUCCAGAAUUGGAUUUUUCAAAUGCAAUGGUAUCUUAUAAAUACAAAUUUUUGUAUUAAACAUGCCGUUGCUCCUGGUCACAACUUCACCACUCUGGAGAAGAGCCCGGGGUGCGCCUUUUGUAUUAAACGGUAUCAGUUGAUAAUAGCGACCUCUAGUGGCAGAAAAUGUUAACCGCCUCAUUUCAAUUAAAUUUUUUUCACUCCAAUUCCGGAGUCAAGUUGAUUUAUGAAAUUAUAUAGUGAGAUACGGCCGCUGUAAUGAGAUAAUAAAUGUAUUAAAGAUUAUAUUUAUUGUUGAAUUUAUAUAAUUGCAGGGAUUAAUAUUUAUUUUGCUAAUUGGUAAACAGGUUAUUUUUUAAUUUAUUUAUUAUUUGUUGUUAAGUAAAUGAAAAAUUCUAGGCGAAUUUAAGAUUAUUUACAGAGAUUUUUAUUGUUGUUAUGUUUAUGUAUUUGCUGCAUAAGGCAUCUGGAAAUCCUUACAAAGGAUUUAAAUAAAUAUAUGAAGCUGAUUACGUUAAAUAACUUAUGGUAUGUCAAUGUUCGAAAUUAUGUUGCGGUUUUAAUUCGAUGACAUUCAAAUAUUAUUGCAUAAUAUAAGUAAUGUAUGAAUUUCAAGUUGUAAUGGCGCGGCAGAUAUAAGCCAUCGUAUUUAAAUAUGGAGAAAUAUAUUUGUGCGUUAUUUUACAGACAUGUGUGCAAACUAUGCAUAGAUAUAUGAUACUUAUAUUAUUCGAAAUUCUGUGACCAUAAAACGCUUUUAAAUUUGGUGUAUUGUAUAGGAAACGCACAAUUUUUUACAUAUUUUGGAGAUAUUUAAUAAUAAAACCAUUCCACAUAUUUUGUGAAUUAAAUAAAUGAUAAAAGGUUACCAUAAGCAGAGUUAUUAAAAAAGAGCUACCACAUAUAGUAAUCGUACAAUUAAUUUGACUUGCUUUUUAACGACCAAUUUUAGCGAAAUUUUGAGCUUGGUCACAUAUGAAAUAACUCUGAUAGUUUACAACAUCGUAAAAGUAGAUGUAUAAAAAUAUACUUAGAAUUACUAAAUUAUUUAUGGAAUAUACGUCACAAAAUAACAUUGUAUGAAUUUGGCCACACUUGCAUAUUAGAUAAAGAGACAACUAGUUUCAAUGUUUGAGGGGAUAAAAGAGGCGUACUCUAUAGUCAAGGUUAUAAGAUGCAUUCCUUUCUAUAUAGAAUUCUAAGAAUUGCCAGCACCCUUAACCAAAUGUCAAACGCUCUAUAUUACGAGCUUCUAACGCUUAGAUUAUUAUACAAUUCGAUACCGCGUAGCAGCUAGAAUAAAAAUAUUGGCAUUGUAUGGUAUCCCUCCAUCUAAUAAAUAAAUUUAUUAUAUCUUAUUAAAAGAUAAAUUUGUCUAUGGCUGUCGCUUCGUUUGUCGAUUGACAUUUGGCUAGAGCAUCGGGCUAGAAAGGUUUUCAAACUCGUUGAUCAGAAAGAGCGAUUAUAAGAAAAAAUCUUCAAUAGUGUGGCUAUGACUUAUCAAUCAUAUUAGAUUUGUAUGUGGACGUUGUUUCUGGGUAUAUCGAUGGUGUAUACGUACCAAAGUAUAUCGAUUUAAUAUUUAGCGUAAAUAAAUGUACCUUGAUUCGAAGACGAAGAAGUACCUACUAGAUUUUUUUUGUUUGAAUUUUUAUUGUUUGCUACUAGAUGGCAGUGGUAGAACAUGAAAUGUCAAAAAAAUCGCGUCACUUUGACAGUUGUCAAGUGUCAAAUCACACACGGGGCAGGACACGAUUUAAAAGAAUGGACGGUAAAGUUGUGGGAAUGUAGCUUUAACUAAGAUUAUGAUUUGUGAGACAUUAUCUAGUUUCUUAGAAUGUAAUGAAUGUGUUUGUAACGGGUUGGUUUCUUUUAAUUUAAUAAUAAGAUUUUGUUAAAAUUUCGUUGUACAAACAAUUUAGUUGUUCGACAAUAAAUGUGGUUUUGUUUUUCGCACUUUUUGAUAUAGAUUUAUGUCGGGACUUGUUUACAUACAUUGUAGAGAAGAGUUUCAAACCUUUGCUAAAAUUGUCUCUGGGAAUAUUGUUUCUGUUAUGUUACAGUUCAAUUUCUAUUUGAAAAGGAAAUAUUUAAUAAAAAAUGUGUAAGUACCCUA
This is a messenger RNA of Amyelois transitella, 5001 nucleotides long. RefSeq names its product 85/88 kDa calcium-independent phospholipase A2 (gene iPLA2-VIA). The record is from RefSeq and is a predicted model, not a curated record. NCBI's taxonomy places the organism in Eukaryota, Metazoa, Arthropoda, Insecta, Lepidoptera, Pyralidae. Gene Ontology annotation, cellular component: mitochondrion. Gene Ontology annotation, biological process: positive regulation of ceramide biosynthetic process; lipid metabolic process. The coding region runs from base 306 to 2729 and encodes 807 amino acids. The transcript has 16 exons. Gene Ontology annotation, molecular function: protein binding.